Messenger RNA from Emericellopsis atlantica, 2658 nucleotides. RefSeq lists its product as uncharacterized. Gene Ontology annotation, cellular component: plasma membrane; fungal-type vacuole. Bases 1 to 2658 code for a protein of 885 amino acids. NCBI's taxonomy places the organism in Eukaryota, Fungi, Ascomycota, Sordariomycetes, Hypocreales, Bionectriaceae. The transcript is spliced from 8 exons. Gene Ontology annotation, biological process: monoatomic ion homeostasis; monoatomic anion transport; borate transport. Gene Ontology annotation, molecular function: borate efflux transmembrane transporter activity; solute:inorganic anion antiporter activity. The record is from RefSeq and is a predicted model, not a curated record.
AUGACAGCGACUACGGGGUCAGAUGACCCCCACACCAACAACACACAGCACAGCACUACCAGAGAUGCCGUGACGAGGCACGACCACGAUGACCCAGCGUCACGGAGGGCGAAAUGGAAGGGCUACUUUGGCCCAGGCGGGAACUUGAGACCGUUUCGACUGCUCAAGGUGGACUUGAUCAACCUCAAGGGACGCUGGGUGUCGGACUGGACAGUCUUCAACCAGCAAAUUCUCGCCAGUUCGAUUUACAUCUUCUUCACAAACUUGCUGCCGGGGAUCACAUUCGCCAGUGAUCUGUACCAGCUGACGGGAGAGUCGUGGGGCACCAUUGAGAUCGUCUUCAGCACGGGUCUGUGUGGAAUUAUAUUCGCAGUCUUCUCAGCACAGCCGCUGACGAUUCUGGGCGUCACUGGCCCAUUUUCCGUUCUGGCUGAGAACGUAUAUGAGCUGUCAGAGAAUCAGUUUAAAGUCCCCUUUCUCUCCGUGAUGGCAUGGUCUCUCAUCCACGCCGGGUGGAUGCACUACCUCCUCGCCAUCUUCAACGCCCACGACUGGACGAUGAAGUAUGUCACACACUUCAGCGGUGACAUCUUCUCCCUUCUCAACAGUGUCAUCUACUUCCACAAAGCUGCCAUGGAACUGAAGCGAACACACGAGAGGACGGAUAUGGCAGCCUUUCUAUACGCCAUCAUUGGUGCUGUGGGCACCUGUCUCGUCGCCAUUUUCCUGUCAACCGCCAACAGAUGGACACCCCUGUUCCAUCGCUACGUGAGACUCGGUCUGACAGAGUACGCGGCUGCCAUAUCCAUCAUCCUCUGGAUCGGCAUCCCAUACAUUGGCGAGCUGCGGGACCUCGACCAUGUCAGGCUCGAAGUCUCGACAACCUUUCGACCCUCGAGCCCGAAGCGCGAGACGUUUUUUGUCGAGUUCUGGAAGAUACCCCUUGAAUGGGUCUUCCUGUCUAUCAUACCCGGCGCCAUUGUCACCGUUCUCUUCUACUUUGAUCACGAGAUUAGCAGCAUCAUCUGCACCAUUGACCGCUACGGCGUCCGCAGGCCUGGUGGCUUCGCCUGGGAUGUCAUUCUCCUCGGCACGACCACAAUCAUGUGCGGCAUCCUGGGCAUCCCGCCGGCCAACGGCCUCCUUCCCCAAGCACCGCUGCAUUCCGAGAGUCUUCUGCACUAUGUGAAGAAGGAGGAGGAGAACAGUACAGGAUCGACAACAUCCGACGGCCAAGUCCGGGAGCCACAGUUCGUCGCGCGCACCUACGAGCAGCGGUACUCGCCCUUGAUCCAAGCCGUCCUCAUCUUGGUCUUCGUCUCCCCGCCGUUCCAGAAGCUUCUCGGCUUCACGCAGACUUCCGUGCUCGCUGGACUCUUUAUGUUUAUGGGCUACCAGUCCCUGAGCGUCAAUCCCAUCCUGAACCGCAUCGCCAAUCUUCUGACGCCUCCAUCGGAAUUACCACAACUACCGGACAAGGUGACGUGGAUGGGGAUCCACGGCUACACGGUGACGCAGAUUGUCGUGACGGGUAUUGUCUUCGGCGUGACGCUGACUGUUGCCGCUCCUGCGUUUCCCCUGAUCAUCAUUGCGCUGGUGCCUCUUCGUCUGACGCUGAUGAUGAAGAUAUGGUCAAGAGAUACUUUGCGCCUGGUCGAUGGAUGGGCAUGUCGAGAAGGCAAGCCGGAGGAUGAGCCGCCUCUCCAGUCCUCAGCGCGCGGGCGUUUCUAUAUCUCCAUCACCAUGGUGCUUUCAGUUGCCGGCAAGAAUGCCAUCAUCACUGGCGGUGGAUCAGGCAUCAACUUGGAAUUUGCCAGACUCCUUCUCAACAAAGGCUGCUCAGUCCUCAUAGCCGACCUCCAUUGUCGCCCCGAGGCCCAGUCCCUGCUGGAGCAAUUCCCCCCGUCCUCCUCCAACAAGCCCCAGGCUCUCUUCCACAAGACGGACGUCACCUCGUGGCCGCAGUUGACCUCGCUCUGGAAGACAGCCCUCGCCCACUUCCCCAGCAUCGACAUUGUGGUGCCCGGCGCAGGCAUCUUCGAGCCCCAGUGGUCGUCCUUCUGGGACCCGCCGCAGUCCGAGAGCAACCCUUCCUCUGCGUCGAGGUAUGACGCCAACGGCGAGCCGGGCCACUACGCCGUCCUGGACGUCAACCUCGCGGCCCCCAUCCGGCUGAGUCAGAUGGCCAUCGGCCACUGGACCUCCCACAAGCAAAAGGGGUGCCUCGUGCAUGUGGGCAGCAUCGCCGGGUACUGCACCGCCAUCAACACGCCCCUGUACUUUGCGAGCAAGCAUGGCUUGCACGCGUUUGUGAGGUCCCUGGGUGGCCUGCGAGACGAGCUUGGCAUCAGGGUCGGGUGCGUGGCGCCAGGUAGCGUGCGAACACCCAUGUGGGCGGAGGACCCAACCAAGGCCCGCUUGGUCGAUGAGAAGACCGUCCUCAUUGAGCCAGAGGAGAUUGCCGAGGCCAUGUAUAGCCUGGUGGUGGAUGAGGACCUGGGCAACGGGACGAUAUACGAAUGCGGCAAGGGAAGCACGAGGGUGGUGCCCGAGUACAACAUGGAUCCGCCGAACGUCGCUGGCGCAAUGGUGCCAGGGUACCAGGACGCCCAGCGGGAGCUAUAUGAGAAUCUGAGGAACAAUGGCAUGAAGGUGUAA